GCCGAGGCCCCAGACCCCGCUGUACCCCAUCAGCCCUGUAAGCUAGCACUUUUCUCUGACAUUUGAAUGAAUCUAGGAGAAAGCGGCCUCUUCGAAGACUUGCAGAAUCAUGGCUUCGGCUUUGGAGCAGUUCGUGAACAAUGUGCGGCAGCUAUCAGCUCAAGGUCAGAUGACUCAGCUGUGUGAGCUGAUCAAUAAAAGUGGAGAGUUACUGGCGAAGAACAUCUCCCACUUGGACACUGUCCUGGGAGCGCUGGACAUCCAGGAGCACUCGCUGGGAGUGCUGGCCGUGCUGUUUGUGAAGUUCUCCAUGCCAAAUAUCCCUGAUUUUGAGACGUUGUUCUCCCAGGUCCAGCUCUUCAUCAGCACUUGUAAUGGAGAGCACAUCCGAUACGCAACAGACACUUUCGCUGGUCUCUGCCAUCAGUUGACCAACGCCCUGGUGGAGCGGAAACAGCCCUUACGAGGGAUCAGUAUCCUCAAACAGGCGAUCGACAAAAUGCAGAUGAACACCAACCAGCUCACCUCUGUUCACGCAGAUUUAUGUCAGUUGUGCCUCUUAGCGAAAUGCUUCAAUCCCGCCGUCCCGUUGCUGGAGCUGGACAUGAUGGACAUUUGUAAAGAGAACGGCGCCUACGACGCCAAGCACUUCCUGUGUUACUACUAUUACGGCGGCAUGAUCUACACGGGUCUGAAGAACUUCGAGCGGGCGCUCUACUUCUUCGAGCAGGCAAUAACCACUCCAGCGAUGGCGGUCAGUCACAUCAUGCUCGAGGCUUAUAAGAAGUACAUUUUAGUCUCGCUUAUUCUCCACGGUAAGGUGCAGCAGCUCCCCAAAUACACCUCACAGAUCGUGGGCAGGUUCAUCAAGCCCCUCAGUAACGCGUACCACGAGCUGGCGCAGGUCUACUCCUCCAACAACCCCUCUGAGCUCCGUAACAUCGUCAACAAGCACGGCGAAGCCUUCGUACGCGACAGUAACAUGGGUCUGGUCAAGCAGUGCGUCUCCUCACUGUACAAGAAGAACAUCCAGAGGCUGACCAAGACGUUCCUGACCUUGUCCUUACAAGACAUGGCGAGUCGAGUGCAGCUCUCGGGGCCUCAAGAGGCUGAGAAAUACGUUCUGCACAUGAUUGAAGAUGGUGAGAUUUAUGCCAGCAUCAACCAGAAGGAUGGCAUGGUCUGUUUCCAUGACAACCCCGAGAAAUACAACAACCCCGCAAUGCUCCACAAAAUUGACCAGGAGAUGCUGAAGUGUAUAGAACUGGAUGAGAAACUAAAGGCCAUGGAUCAGGAGAUCACAGUCAACCCUCAGUUUGUGCAAAAGAGCAUGGGAACGCAAGAAGACGAUGUUGGCAGCAAGACCUCGUCCUACUCCUGAAUCCACUGCACCACGCCUUGCCCUGCCUCUUGUAAUGUUAAAACAUCAUCAGGAAGAAUCUUGUUAUAUUUAGUACGGACUGUAUCAGAGGAAAUCUAAAAAUGUCUGCAAUUAUCUUCUGUUGUUGUUUUUUUUUUGUUUUUUUCUUUACUGUGCACCCAUAUAAACACCACCCCUGUUCUGUCAGUGUUUUAUUUAUCAGCAUUGAAGUGGAAAAGCCGCCGCUGCACUAAUGACCCUAACAAUAAAACUACUGGACAUCUUUGUUCAAAAA
Messenger RNA from Trichomycterus rosablanca, 1655 nucleotides. It is a transcript of the gene cops3, whose product is annotated as COP9 signalosome subunit 3. The transcript is spliced from 12 exons. The coding region runs from base 110 to 1381 and encodes 423 amino acids. Gene Ontology annotation, biological process: ubiquitin-dependent protein catabolic process. Gene Ontology annotation, cellular component: COP9 signalosome. The record is from RefSeq and is a predicted model, not a curated record. NCBI's taxonomy places the organism in Eukaryota, Metazoa, Chordata, Actinopteri, Siluriformes, Trichomycteridae.